This is a messenger RNA of Tribolium madens (black flour beetle), 943 nucleotides long. Its product is annotated as zinc finger protein 142-like. The coding region runs from base 126 to 833 and encodes 235 amino acids. Gene Ontology annotation, biological process: regulation of transcription by RNA polymerase II. The record is from RefSeq and is a predicted model, not a curated record. Lineage: Eukaryota; Metazoa; Arthropoda; Insecta; Coleoptera; Tenebrionidae. Gene Ontology annotation, molecular function: DNA-binding transcription factor activity, RNA polymerase II-specific; RNA polymerase II transcription regulatory region sequence-specific DNA binding. The transcript has 2 exons. Gene Ontology annotation, cellular component: nucleus.
CGUCUGUCUGCAUUUAAGGACAUCAGUUCAAACGUAGGAUUAAAUCAAAAUAACUACUACAAGUCACAAAGAAGGAGUCUGUGUUUAUAUUUUUUAAUAAUAAUCUUUAAACAAUUGGAAAGACUAUGGAAGAACAAAUUUUAUCGGAAUCGGAAAUAAAAAUCGAAGAAGAAGAAAUCAAUGAAGAUUGUGACAGUAAUAAUGAGAGAAAAAAGAUUAAAAARUYAUUAAAAUACAAAAAGCCUCGAAGGGGCAGGCCGCCAGCAAACGCGAAACAUGAAAAAGUCCUGUCGCCACCAUCUGAUCACACUGACAAGUCAUGGAAAGAAUAUCUAAAAUUAGAAAACAGUCUAGAGACAUAUUAUUGUACACAGUGUUCUUUUGAAACAAAGUGGAAAUGUUAUUUAAAAAAUCACGUUAAAAAAAUCCACUCAUCGCCUGAAGAGGCUAGAAUUUAUAAUUGCCUGCAAUGUAAAUUUACAACCAAAUGGAAAUUUAGUCUCAAUAAUCAUAUGAAAGUGCACAGUCCUCCUGGUACUAUUAAGAUGCAUAAGUGUUCCAAAUGCAACUACCAGACAAAAUGGACUAAUGGACUUAGUAGUCACAUGAAAGUACACAUGCUUCCCAAAGUAAUGAAAGUCAAUAUUUAUAAAUGCAAUGAAUGUGAUUUUGAAUGUAAGAAUAAGUUAGACUUGGCACAUCAUGAAAAGAUGGAUCAUAAUCCGUUGCAGACGGUGUAUAAAUGCCCUUUGUGUUCGUUUCAGACCAAGUUUAGACAUGGAGUAAACAAACACGUAAAAGUUCAUAAUACAGUCAAAUUAAAUAAUACAUAAUUAAGAAAAAAAGAGAAACGUUUCUAGUCACAUAGCUUGUCAUUAUUACCUCAAUUUUUGUUGUAUUUUUGCUUAGUGUAUUUAUUUAAAAUAAAGCUUUGAUAUUGUUA